AUGGCGCCCAAGAUCGAUCCAAAUGAAAUUAAGAUUAUCUAUCUUAGAGCCACUGGUGGUGAAGUUGGUGCUUCCAGCGCUUUAGCUCCGAAAAUUGGUCCGCUUGAUAUUGCUAAGGCUACAGCGGAUUGGAAGGGUCUGCGUGUGACGGUCAAAUUAACUAUUCAGAACCGUCAAGCAGCUGUUUCAGUUGUACCAAGUGCUUCUUCCUUAGUCAUUAAAGCCUUAAAGGAGCCGCCAAGGGACCGUAAGAAGGAAAAAAACAUUAAACAUUCUGGCAAUAUUACACUUGAUGAAGUAAUCGAAAUUGCUCGAACAAUGCAUUUAAGCGACUCGAUUGAAGCUGGUGAAGUAGAAGGGCUUGAAGAACUAGGCUCAAAAUUUGGUAAAGUUGAAUCUGUUCGUAUGCCGAGGGAUUAUGAAGGCAGAAGUCGUGGUUACGGCUUUAUUGAAUUUUCGCAUGAAGAAGAAGCUGCAAAAGCUAUGGAAGGACUCAACGGAUUCGAGUUUGAAGGUAGGGAACUGAGAGUAGCCGAAGCUCGUGGUGGGUCUAGUGGUCCCCGUGGCGGAUUUGGUGGCUUUUCACGUGGCAGUAACUUCGGGAGAUUUGUUGACCGUGGCGGUCGUGAUCAUACUUAA
Racocetra fulgida is the source of this 639-nucleotide messenger RNA. Lineage: Eukaryota; Fungi; Glomeromycota; Glomeromycetes; Diversisporales; Gigasporaceae. The record is from the annotation of a GenBank genome assembly.